AUGGAUGCUUAUAGUCCAUCUCACCCAACAGAUCAGGAUAUGGAUGUUGACAGUGAUUCCGCUCCAACACCUGAACAAGAUGCACAUUGCAAUCAGUUGUCUGAUAGUUUCACAUCCAAUGUGGUUCCUUUGCUAUUUCAGACGGAUAUUCCUAUUGCUACAGUUGAUUCUUCUACCACUGCGAACGAGAUUUUAGCCCAGAUUCCCGCAACGGAUACGCAGGAGAUUCCAGACAUCAAGGAUGAUUUGUCCAAGACGAAUGGCACUUGUGAUGGUCAGGAGACUGCGGAAAAAUCUUCGACUGAGACCAUUUGGACCGACAUACUAGUGGUAAAGGAGUCGAUUCGUCCAAACGAAGCAGUCAAUCUGGUAGAAGACGCAGUCGUUCAAGAUCCCAUAAACGAAACCGCAGUCGCUCGGACGAUCGCCGGCGUAAAAGGUCUCGAUCCCAUUCGAAAAGUCGACACUCACAUACGCGUCGACAUUCAAGGUCCCGGUCGCGAGAAAGACGUCGCC
Molecule: messenger RNA, 516 nt
Organism: Echinostoma caproni
Lineage: Eukaryota; Metazoa; Platyhelminthes; Trematoda; Plagiorchiida; Echinostomatidae
Source: the annotation of a GenBank genome assembly